AGUGUGUAAUAUCCUUGUUAAAACCGGGGGUUACGAAAAAAAAUCCCCGAACAUAACCUAACCUAACUUUUCUAUGAAUUAUGAAUGUUACUUUUUUUCGAUUUUUAUUUUUAUUUUUUCAAUUUGAAAAGCAGAAUGAAAUUUUUACGAUUUACGAGAACGAUUUUAUUUUUGGGAAUAAUUAAACUGGUUGUGGAAGUGAGAGGAUUCUCAUCCGAAAUUCUGGUGCUUUUCGGUGAUAAAAAUUGCAUUGCUGGCAGUCUGAGUUCUACGGAUAUUAAUAAAGAAGUACAAGAAAUUAAAAAAGAUGAUUUAGUCAACGAUAUGACUUUUGGUAAUUUAGACGGAGAGAAAUCAACUAUGAGCAACAUUAAUGAAUUGGCACAGUACAACGAUAUUAGUUAUUCCUACGAGUUGCUUCAAGAAGACGGUCCACCUCAUAGUAAAACCUUCACAAUAGCGCUUUACCUGGGCGACGAAACCUACAAAAGCGACGGUAAAAGUUUUAAAAAAGCCCAACAAUCAGCAGCCAGUUUGGCUGUAAAGAGUACCAAAUAUGAACAUCCACCAGUAAAGUUCAAAGAAAACGAAAAAACUCCUACUCCUACGGUGGUGCUCAAUAAUUUGGCAUCAAAAUUAGGCUUGGCUGUUGAAUAUAGUUUGAUAACUGAUGAUUUAUUGGCAAAUCUAAACAAGCAAAAAAUCAUUGACCAACCACAUUCAGGAAAAUCUUACCUACAAAAACUAAACGAAACGGUUCACUCUAAUGAUACUGCACACGUCAGGAAAGAUGGCGGAGAUCCUAAGGGCCCGUUUACAAUCAGAGUUGAUGUGAACGGGGCUCAAUUUUACGGGGAAGCCCACAGUAUACAGAAUGCUAAACAUGAAGCUGCUCUGAAAGCUUUACAGGCAUUGAAAGACGAUAAAAACGCCUUCAGUUGUCUUGAACAAGACGAUAAUUGCAAAUCGAACAAAAACCGACUAACUAAAUCGCCGAUAACUUUAGUGCACGAGGCGGCCCAAAAACGAAAUUUUCAAGUCGUUUUUGAUAUUGUAGACGAAAUUGGACCUUCCCAUAAAAAAUUAUUUACUGCUAAAUGUUCGGUGGACGAUUUAGAGGCAACUGGACAAGGAAAAUCGAAAAAGGAAGCGAAGAAAAAUGCCGCAGAAAACAUUCUGCCGUCGUUAUUGUUAAAAACGAGUAAUAGUUUGGAAAAAAUCACAAAUAAUCAACCGAAAAAUAAUAAUAAAUGGAAAAAGAAGAAAAAAAACAAAGUUAUUAAAAAUUCUUUGGACAAAAUCGAUCGGUUGAUUGAUAAUGUAAUGGAUUUUGUCAGUUCAAUUGGAAAAGGAGAAAAUGAUAAUGCUAAGAAGCCUAAAGAUGACAAAAAAUCGCCCACAAAUGAACUACUGGGACUUGGAAAAGUUUUAAAUUUACAAAUUAAAUUUAAAGAUUUCAAUACUAAUAAUGAAAAUAAAGCUACUUAUUAUUCUGUAGUAGAAUUGGGACUAAAAUCGCCUUCUAUUAUUUGUUUAGGUGAAGGAGUCAAUCAGAAAAACGCAAAAGACCUAGCUUCAAAAUAUGCGUUGAAUGCUUUAUUUAAAUUGGGAUUUUUGGACAGUUUUCUAGAUAAAUCCGGUUCUGUUUCAGAUAAAGAGGAAGAGUUCCAAAAGGUUUGGUUGAAUGUUGUGGAACGCAACGAAAAAGAUGAGUUGUGAAUUUGUCUACAAAAUAAUUUUAUUUGACAAUAUUUUUAUAUAUUUCUUUUUCUUUUUUGAGUAACUUAAAUCGAAUAUACAAAAACU
This is a messenger RNA of Ceutorhynchus assimilis (cabbage seed weevil), 1806 nucleotides long. The record is from the annotation of a GenBank genome assembly. NCBI's taxonomy places the organism in Eukaryota, Metazoa, Arthropoda, Insecta, Coleoptera, Curculionidae.